UCGGUGCGUGGCCGCCUAGGUGUCACGUCGACGCUCCAACCUAGCUGGUAUCACAAAAAGCCGAGCGUUGGAGAUCUCCCUACUCAUCUCUGGUGUUACAAACAUUUCUUUUCGCAAUGAACGAAGAGGACCGUAAAAAAUUAAGAAAAAAUUUGGGCAAACUAGUUGAGGAAAUAGAUUGGCGUGAAAUAUUUCCAUUGUUACUGCAACAUAAAAUUUAUGGCGAAAACUAUAAAAAGAUUCAGAAGUGGCAGAAACACUUGGAUGACAUGGAUAAUAAUCGCGAAAUAUAUUUGACUAUAGAGUCACGUGGUCCUAGAGCAUUCGACAGUUUUGUUCAAUGUUUACGAGAAGUGAAUCGCAAUGAUUUAGCAAAUUUAUUAAAACCAAAUGAAGUUGAGAAUAAAAGUGAAGAAACAAUUCCAGAAAUUAAUAGGAAUAUUGUUGACCCUCUGAAUAACCAAGUAAUCCGAAACGAAUUUUUUGAGCAUAGGGAAGAUGACUAUUAUAGGAAGCUUCAACAUGUCGAAGAACCUCUAAGAAUUCGUGUGAAGAAAUCUACUAAGUUAAUGGAGACAAAGAAUGAUAAUAUUUUGAAUUAUGCCAUGUUUAGUAACCCUCGUGGCUUGGUCUUGAUUAUCAAUAACAUAUUGUUCACUGAAGGAGCCAAGGAAAGGGCUGCUGCCAAACACGAUGAGGACAAUUUAAAAGAAUUGUUUGAACAAAUGGGUUUUCAAGUUAUAGUUCGGCAAAACUUGACACGAGAGAAAAUGCUAGAAGAAAUUUCAGCAUUCGCCAUGAGACCAGACUUACGUCAUGUUCAUUCAAUGUUUCUUAUAAUUAUGAGCCACGGUAAUGAACAUGUCGAAGACCAUCGUUCGGAAAGUGUAGUAUGCGGAACAGACAAUAAAAUGAUAACUGCAUUUGGGAUUUUGGAAUUUUUCACUACACGAGCAUGUCCAAACAUGUCUAAAAAACCAAAAAUUUUCAUUUUUCAGACUUGCAGGGGGCAAAAAGAACAGCGCAUGGUGGAAUCGGACGAAGUAGGCAUCAGGAGACAUGAAAUAGAUACGAGUCAGAUGACACCAGAAAAUCCAUCUGCACAACCGAUAGGAUCCCGAGAAUAUUCGGAUAUGCUUGUUGCUUUUUCUACUUUGCCUGGCUUUGCGUCUCACCGGGAUACGCUAAAUGGAAGCUGGUUCAUCCAGGCCUUUUGUGAAGUUGUGAUGAACCAUGCCCAUGAUACAGACUUGCUCAGAUUGUUUCAAAUAACUGACGAAAGACUUGGCUACAUGCAUGCUGCUAGUAAAGAAGUGCAAACGCCAAAUACUUCUAUAUACGGAUUCACAAAAAAAUGCUACUUGAAUCCUGGAUAUUUUAAGACUUCGGCUGAUACCCAAUACUCCAACAGGGUUUGAAUAGUUCAUUUCAAUAUUGUUAUUGCUGCAUUAUAAUUACUAAUUAUUAAUACCUGUGAUCACAGUAUUCUAAUCAUUGUUAUUGAGGUUUAAAAAAUGCAUUUAUAAUCUAAUUUACAGUCUAGUGCUGCAUCCCGUCAAAAGAGUGAUAAAUGAAUGUGAAGUAGAAAGUUGAUUUAACCAGUUCCAUGCAAAAAAUCGAUCAAAGUUUCUCUUCAUAUUUGGCAUUCAUCAAGUUGGGUGGAAACGAAAGAAUUUUUAAGCCUCGACUUUGAUUAAUUAUUGUAUGUUAUGUUUGGUAUAAUUGUGCGCUUACACACGUUAAUCAAUAUGUACGUUGAUCAACAUGUAUGCUUGUCUGUUUCAACUUAAUUUUAAUAUGAGGUUAAACGAGUAAGAUCUACAUAUAUUUCAGUAUUUCAAUGAAAUACUUGAUUAUUAAAAACUGAUUUCUAUCAGAAAUAUCAAAAUUGUGAUAGAAGUUCAUUACCAUUGCGAUUGUCGCUCAUACUUUAUAAAAAUUCGUGAGUUAUUCAGAGAUUAAGAAAACAAUAUUAUUGCUGCUUACUGUCAUCAGUUCGGGUAACAGCUUCACGAUUAAAAUGAAACAUCUUAAAAGAUCAAGACGACCGUCUUUGGUCUGUGCAUAGUACUGUCACACAGCACAGUUCACCGAUCUGUAUACUACAUAGCAGAAUUAAUAUUUGUUAGUAUAGAAUUUUUAUAUAAUUUAUACAUACAUGUAUAAAAUAUUAUCCACAUGGAUAUACUAUAUACACAUAAAUAUAUAUAUAUAUAUAUAUGGGGCAUUCCAUGUCAAAUCUACCCAGGUCUAACCCUUGACCUCUUUGAUUUCCCUCGCCAUCUUUUACAUGAUUGUCUUGAAUCUCGAAGGCACCAAGUUUCAACUUCCCGUUUCUCUGUUUUAAGAGAAUAAAGGAAGUUAUUGUAAUCACUUCGAAAAUAAAGAGCUCAGUUUUCAUUA
This is a messenger RNA of Neodiprion fabricii, 2403 nucleotides long. RefSeq names its product caspase Dronc (gene Dronc). Gene Ontology annotation, biological process: proteolysis; regulation of apoptotic process. The transcript is spliced from 6 exons. Lineage: Eukaryota; Metazoa; Arthropoda; Insecta; Hymenoptera; Diprionidae. The record is from RefSeq and is a predicted model, not a curated record. The coding region runs from base 117 to 1418 and encodes 433 amino acids. Gene Ontology annotation, molecular function: cysteine-type endopeptidase activity.